Molecule: messenger RNA, 3660 nt
Organism: Octopus sinensis (East Asian common octopus)
Lineage: Eukaryota; Metazoa; Mollusca; Cephalopoda; Octopoda; Octopodidae
Product: serine-rich adhesin for platelets-like
Exons: 14
Coding region: 535-3660 (1041 amino acids)
Source: RefSeq, a predicted model, not a curated record
GCUGCUGCGGUUGCUGUUGCAACUUGUGGUGCUGCUGUUGCUGCCGGUGAUAAUGGUGGUGCUACGGUUGCAGUAAAUAAUAUUUAUUUAUUCGUUUAUGUAAUUUUCUUUUCUUUUUUUUUGUUGUUGUUGUUGUAAUACCACUGUCCACUUAAAUACUAGCAAUGUCCGUGUAAGCGUCUCUACUACUACUACUACAACUACAACUACUACUACUACCACCACCACCAUCACCACCACCGCUGCUGCCGGCACUUCUGCGACUAUUACCAGUUCCGCUACUAAUACAACAUCUGCUACUACUGCGACGACGAAGACUACUAACACUACUACUACUACUACUACUACUACUGCUACUACUACUACUACUGUUGCUGCUGUUUCUGUUACUACGGCCAGUGAAUUGGUGUCCUGCUGUGCCUCCCCGUCAUCUUCGGCAAGGACGCCAAUUUGUCCUGUUCGGGUUAGAAAAGACCUUAGUUACCAUGCAAACGUCACUGCAGAAACAACAACAGUCUGCCAGUCUAUAGAAUCAUGUCUCGGAGACCAGAGUUUGUUGGAAUCAACCUCUUGAAAGAAAUUCAUAUAAUCGCUUCAAAGCUGCAACAUACGGAAUAUCAAAGCCGAGCAUGGAAAUGCCACAACGAAAGAUUCCGAAAUAUCAUCUUCGAAAUUUUUUCCCACGGUCUCAAAUGGCUGACAAAGAAAAGAUGCUUUUGGGGUUUAGUCGAAGAGUUGACUCACUCAGAAGUAGUGAACGACAUCAAGAAAUACUCUGGUUCCAAAGAGUACAGACAAUGGUGUAUGAUCUGGGUACUUCAAGUCAUAGACGAAGGAAUGCUGUCUUGUUACUUGACAUCCAUGAACGUUAAACUGUUAUCAAAAUUUUACCAAUCUGAUGCACUUCUCAGAGAUGACGAUUUCUUCUCGAACCUGAUGACUGUCACACUAGAUUUAGAUCGAAACACGCAUGAAAAGAAAGAAAAAUUUAAGCUUGCUGCUGGCAGAGCAAAGUCAGUCAACGAAGAAAACGCAUCUUUGAACGCUUUUAUUAGUAGAAACUUUGGUGAGGAAGAACCAGUCCUUGACUCAAGGAUCGUUGAAAAAUAUGAACAUUGUGCGAGGAGGCCGGAUCAGAGAAAUUCUAUGAGAAAUGGUAUAGAACCGGCACCUAAUAAUAGACCCCCGCACAAUCUUACAAAGAAUAAAUCUCGAGAAAGUUUAACGAGUAGAAAGUCAUCAUCUUCGCUAAAAAGCAUUGGAAGCGAUUCUAUGCAAAACAAAACUAAAACGAAGACAAAAGGACGGACAUCGCCGAGUGUAAAGAGCACGAAAAUAAACGACAAACAUGUCAGGUGUUCUAUAUCUCCAUCGUCUUCAUGGUAUUAUGAUCCACUAAAUGCUGUAUGUAACAUUCCAUCGAUAAAACCAGUCCGAAGUUCAUCUACUGGAGCGUUAGUCAGUAUUAAUGACAAAUUCCAAGCAAAACGAAGUGCAAGCUGUAAUAAUAAUCCACUUGCGAAACGAAAUUCUCUUAAAAAGCACAACAGUUCCUUGGAUCAGAAUCUAAACCAUUCGAUUUCGAACUGUAGUUCAGUUGGCUCGCCUGAAACCGGAAGCAAGUUAUCCACGUCGAACUGUGUAAAAAUCCGGAAAUGUCGUACGCGUUCUCCUAGUAUAAGAAGUGUUAAUGAUGAUCUAAUUGGUUCUUCGCCUAAAGAAAACACCAAUGAAAUGUCUUGCUCUGACACUUCAACCAAAACACUCACCUCAGAAAUGGUGAAGGGUAUUCAUAAGCAACAUCCGUCUACCCAAAGCUCUCCGUCCAGUAAAAGCAGUAAACAAAAUAUUUCGCCAAAAUCAGAAGCGACUCAAGCCAAAAGGCAGUCUAAUGAGCCAAAGGAAUAUUCGCAAACUGAAAGUCUUGAAGAGAUGUUGAAAAAUUCUUCAAAUUUAUCAGCUACAAAAGAGAAGAGUAAAACGAAUCCUAAAAUGUAUGCUUCUGCAUUUUCUUCAUCGUCCACUUCAUCUUCAUCAUCCUCUCUGAAGGCCCCAAUAGCUGCCGCCGCUGCAGUUGCGCUUGGUCCACAAGGGGAUUGCGAGACGCUGGCUUUUCGAAAGACAAGCAAUAGGUCUUCUAGUAAAAUUAAUCGAAAAUCUUGGCCGUUUUACCAAAAUCAGUUGCUUGAUGUUUGUCAAGGAGCGCCUGGUGUCCCCAAGCUGAAAUCUAGCCCCCUUUCUACUGACCGUUUAACCAGAAUUGAAAAGAAGAAGCAACGCAGUCAAUCAUUUGAUAAGGACGGUGUUGUCAGUUUGACGACACCUUAUAUUAACACUCCUGCUAACGCUCAACCAAGGGUAUCUAAUUAUUCUAUCACCUCCUCUGGUUCAUUCGUUUCAGCUAGCAGCUACUCUACAGAAUCUUAUGAGUCUUUAUUUACAUCAGAAGAAUGCAACGAAGCAACGGAAGAAACCAGUAUGAAACAUUGCUCUUCUCACACCGAGUCAUCACUUACUCUUCAAUAUGUCAGUGCAGAAGGUGCAUCUGUCGGUGGUAGUACGUCAGCAGAGUCCUUUGCAACGGUCAAUGAGUCGGCCACAGAACACGUUUCCGUCAACGGUAGCACAUCAGCUGAUUCUUUUGCAACCGUAGAUGGUUCUUCUGCAGAUUCCUCUCAGGGCAUGCGCAGAUUUCCACCUCCACUUCAAGAACAGCCAGCGCCACCAGGUCCGACGUUAUUGUUAACAACUUCAACCUCCACCGAUUCAUCUCAGUCAUCGUUGUCACCUUCUCUCUCUCCUCGUUUUCGAUCUUUGCAGGCGUCACCUUUUGUGCCAACUGCUUCACCCAUUUCACCCUCUUCAUCAACAUCACUAACACCAAAUGCCUCAAACGAUCCAAACGUACAAUCAGUACAUGCAUCACCUGCAAAAACUUGUACAUCUUCUUCGACACAAUGUUCACCGUCAGACCUUCCAAACACCGAAUUCUUGCCUUCAAAUAUGUUAGGAACUCUCAUCGGUUUCGAUGCACUCUCUAUAAACUCUAUGAACAGAUAUUCCAAAGGGGAAACCUCACCAUCACACAGUAACGAAGUUGAAUGCGGUUCUUUUCCAAUUACCCCGGACGACAGUGUCAGCGAUUUGACGACACCCCGUCAUUCUUAUGCAGAAAGCAUGGUUGACCAGAUCAGUUUAAAUAGUACCAGUACAUCAGAUGGUAGCCAGCUCGCUGGAGAAUGCCCAUUUCUGUUCAAUUGUAAUGUGAGAAGGACUGUGAAACUCACCUUAUCCAGUACAUGCCCAACAUGCCAUAGAUCGUUAAUUGCAGAUUUUAAUCCCCGAAUGCCGCGCAAGUGUAGUUACGAUGGACUGUACUACUGUGAUAAACACCAUGUGGACGACAUUUUCUAUAUUCCGGCUGAAAUGGUUUUUAACUGGAAGUUUGAGAUGUUUAAAGUUUCACGCCAAAAUUACGAUUUUCUAAGGUCGUGGUUUGACCAACCAGUUAUUGACCUGAGUGCACUAUGUGCACGUCUACAUUACUAUGUCACACCUUUGAAUAACGUCCGGGUAAAUAUCUCGAUUCCUUCUUCCUCUCAAAACGUUAUUUCUUUAUACUUUGUACAUGCACUGGAGUUGUUGUAUGUGAUAAACUAG